Ornithorhynchus anatinus (platypus) is the source of this 1669-nucleotide messenger RNA. It is a transcript of the gene PAQR4, whose product is annotated as progestin and adipoQ receptor family member 4. Gene Ontology annotation, cellular component: membrane. The record is from RefSeq and is a predicted model, not a curated record. The coding region runs from base 36 to 857 and encodes 273 amino acids. The transcript has 3 exons. Lineage: Eukaryota; Metazoa; Chordata; Mammalia; Monotremata; Ornithorhynchidae. Gene Ontology annotation, molecular function: signaling receptor activity.
CGCCGCCCGACCGGUCCCGGCCCCGGCCCCGGACCAUGGCGUUCGUGGCGGGGCCGCGCCUGCUGGACUGGGCCAGCUCCCCGCCGCACCUGCAGUUCAACAAGUUCGUGCUGACGGGCUACCGGCCGGCCAGCAGCGGCUCGGGCUGCCUGCGCAGCCUCUUCUAUCUGCACAACGAGCUGGGCAACAUCUACACCCACGGCUUGGCCCUCCUGGGUUUCCUGGUGCUGCUGCCGCUGACCAUGCCCUGGGGGCAGCUGGGCGGGGGUGGCUGGCUGGGGGGAGCCCACUGUGUGGCCUGCCUGGCACCCCCUGCGGGCUCAGUGCUCUACCACCUCUUCAUGUGCCACCGUGGGGGUGGCCCUGUCUAUGCCCGGCUGCUUGCUCUAGAUAUGUGUGGGGUCUGCCUGGUCAACACCCUCGGUGCCCUGCCCAUCAUCCACUGCACCCUGGCAUGUCGGCCCUGGCUGCGGCCGGCAGCCCUCGUGGGCUACGCUCUCUUAUCCGGGCUGGCGGGCUGGCGGGCCCUCACGGCUCCUUCGACCGGCGCCCGGCUCCGGGCUUUUGGCUGGCAGGCAGGGGCCCGGCUGCUGGUGUUCGGAGCCCGAGGCGUGGGGCUGGGGGCGGGGGCGCCGGGCUCCCUGCCCUGUUACUUGCGCAUGGAUGCGCUGGCCCUGCUGGGGGGGCUGGUGAAUGUGGCCCGGCUACCCGAGCGCUGGGGGCCCGGCCGCUUUGACUACUGGGGCAACUCCCAUCAGAUCAUGCACCUCCUCAGCGUCGGCUCGAUCCUGCAACUGCACGCCGGGGUCGUGCCCGACCUGCUGUGGGCCGCCCGCCACGCCUGCCCCCCGGACUGAGCGCUCGGCCUGCUCCCCGGCUCCUUCCAUCCAUAAGAGGGCUUCCCCCCUUCUCCCAGGGCCCCUGAAUCUCAAGUACUGCACCUCCCCUCCCACCCUCAAGUGUGCGAGGAGCUAUUCCUCAGCCUCCCAAGGGCUUUCUGCUGAGACUUCGGCCUUGGUAGGGUGUAUUUCUUCUACCGUACUCCCGUCCUCAGGGUGGUAGAGGCUCUCCGGCUCUCCUACCCCUUCCCUGCGGCUGCCCCCUAGCCUGCCCCCCGGGGGGGGGAUCUUCAGGUGACCACUGAUAGGUUUUAGACCAGAUCCACCUUCUCCCCGGUUUGCACACUCCGCAUGCACACUCCAAGGCCUGGCCCUCAGACGAGCAGGAGACACUGAGGGGCGUCCCCUUCGGUCACCAUUUUGGCACACUACACGGGUUCUCCCCCCCCCACCUUUCUCCCCCCUUUCCUCAGCUCAUUUGUGCAUGCUCCUUUCUCCCCCCAACCCCUCUUUGAUACUGCGGUCGCCCCGUCCCUCCCAAAUCGUCCUCUCCCCUGGAAUGCUGGCCCUUUCCAGCAGCCCUCCUGCUCCUCAGGGCAGCCCCUUUGGGAAUAGCCACACAAGGAGGACUCUGGGAUCCUCAGCACCAGCACAGCUGUUCUUUGCCUCCAGCCACCGCACAAGGACUGGGCCAAAGCUCCUUCUCCUCCAUCCAUCCAGGCAGCUGCUCGCAUAAGGAUCGUAGACCUUCUAGGCUCUGGGCCCGGUGCCUCAAGAGCUCCACGUUUUAAGCUGUUAACAUGACCUAAAAGAGUCGAAACUACUUCUAA